Bactrocera neohumeralis is the source of this 1517-nucleotide messenger RNA. RefSeq lists its product as uncharacterized. The record is from RefSeq and is a predicted model, not a curated record. Lineage: Eukaryota; Metazoa; Arthropoda; Insecta; Diptera; Tephritidae. The transcript has 3 exons. Bases 43 to 1338 code for a protein of 431 amino acids.
GUUUUCUGUUGAUAUUCCUUCAUUGGUAUUAAAUUCACCGAGAUGAACGGAGAAAACAAUUCUAAAAUCUUGCUUUUUACUUUAAUGAAAGCGGUGCAAAGAAAGAGAUCUAUUUGUAUAAAUCAACAUUUGACUGCGGAUUCAGAUAUAUUCAAGUUGCUUGACAAAAGAAAGGAAAACUUAAAAGAAUUUUGGGUUUCACACAGCAAUGUUCCAAAUUUAUUUUUAACAACCAAUGUGCCGCGAAUUCGUAGUUUACAGAAAAGGAAACGAAACGACAACUUUUGGUGGACCCUCAAGCAGCCAGUAAACGAAGAGUGCUACUUCGAAGCGUUCCGAAUGAGCAAGAAGUCUUUCUUAUUGCUUUGUGAAAAACUGGAUCCUUUUCUCAGAAGGGACUGUGAGCCGUGCGUCACUUUGCCUCUUCCAACAGAUAAACAAAUUGCAAUCUGUCUAUACAAAUUAGCAUCUUGUGCAGAAUAUCGGGUUGUCGGUGAUGUUUUUGGUGUACAUAAAAGCACAGUUCACAAAUACUUUCAUUUAGUAGUGAGUGCCCUAAUACAACUGAAAAAUGAAAUGAUCAAGUUUCCAAAAUUGGAAGAGGCAUUAAUAAUUGCAAAUGAAUUCGAAAAGAAGUCUUGUAUUCCAAACAUUAUUGGUGCAAUUGAUGGUACCCAUGUUCCAGUCUUGCCGCCAAGUGAUGGAUUCUUAGAUUUUAUAAAUAGAAAAGGAUGGCCUUCGAUUGUAAUGCAAGGGGUCGUAGAUAACAACUAUUUGUUUACAGACGUCAGCGUGAAGCUUCCAGGUAGUACUCACGAUGCGACGGUAUUUAAGGAAUCAGGAUUAUUCAAAAACUCCUCAACCCGUAUUCCAAUAUACACAAAAUUGGUAAAUAAUAUUGAAACGCCUCUAUUUCUUGUUGGGGACCCUGCAUAUCCUCUUCUUCCAUGGUUGAUGAAGCCAUUUAUUGGCAACUUAAAUGCUGAAGAGGAAUCGUUCAAUUGCCACUUGAGUUCCGCACGAAUAGUGGUAGAAAACGCAUUCGGCAGAUUGAAAGGACGCUGGCGAUGCAUUGCAAAACGAAUCGAUGUCGACCCUGCUUUCGUUCCACAAGUUGUUCUGGCUUGUGCAAUUCUACACAACUAUGUUGAGCAGCAGAAGGAAUCAUAUUUGGAGUUCUGGUCCCAAUCCGUCCAAGAAGAUAUACAUUACCCACAGCCACAAGAUACUAUUACAAGUGAGAUGAUUAGCGAAAGAAACAUCCAUCCCAAAGAUUUGCGAAAUAAUAUUAAAAAUUGGCUGAAAGACAAUUAUCCUUUACGAACAUCACAUUUCUAACAAUUUUUUCCUACUCAUAAACAUUUCAGUUAGCGGAAUCAUACUAUUGAAUAUACUCGUAUUAUUAUAUUAAUUAUAUGUAUGUGCUAACCCCUAUUUCCUUAAUAUAAGAAAAUCGCUGUGUAAACUUUAACAAUUUCAAAACGUGUAUUAGAAAAUUAAAGAGCUCAUACAAUUCA